Molecule: messenger RNA, 309 nt
Organism: Fonsecaea erecta
Lineage: Eukaryota; Fungi; Ascomycota; Eurotiomycetes; Chaetothyriales; Herpotrichiellaceae
Exons: 1
Coding region: 1-309 (102 amino acids)
Source: RefSeq, a predicted model, not a curated record
AUGAGCUUCAUUUGGUGUUACUUCCGGCUCCCGAAGACGAAGCACAGGCCCGUCGAAGAAAUCGAUUAUAUGCCUGAACAUUGGGUCACGCCGAGGGACUUUAAGAGGUACAAGGUUGACGAAGAUGGCCCGAAGAACGAUUUGGCGGAGUGGAGCUCAGACUCGGCCCACUAUGAACGUGUGUCCAGAUCCAUUCCUCCACUCGCGUCGACAUUGAGAUCCGCCGUCAAGAUAUCUGUUCUACCACCGUUGACACCAGCAUGGCCUCUUCUGGCACAUCUCGGCCCCCGACAUAUCUCACACGAAUGA